Molecule: messenger RNA, 1261 nt
Organism: Morone saxatilis (striped sea-bass)
Lineage: Eukaryota; Metazoa; Chordata; Actinopteri; Moronidae
Product: ras-related protein Rab-25-like
Exons: 5
Coding region: 250-885 (211 amino acids)
Biological process (GO): exocytosis
Cellular component (GO): recycling endosome
Molecular function (GO): GTPase activity; GTP binding
Source: RefSeq, a predicted model, not a curated record
UGUCAGCUUCUCCUCAAUCAGGAGUUACCCCUAUCCACAGAUGAAGAAGGAAGCGGGUGGGUGCAGCUGAGCCUGUUCUCUUUUUCUCCUCCAUUUUCACCUGAACUCUCUUCCUAUCCACACUGGAAGGAGGGAAAGGGGAGCGGAGGCUGUAUUUGUUUUUCUUUCUGCCUGUUUUUUAACUAAUAUUGAAAGUGGCUUCAGUUUAUUUGCCAAGUGACAGAGCAACCCUUCGCCACUGAAUGCAGCAUGGGGUCUGACGAGUCGUAUAAUUUCGUCUUCAAAGUGGUUUUGAUAGGGGAGUCUGGCGUAGGCAAGAGCAACCUUCUGUCUCGCUUCACUAAGAAUGAGUUCAAUCACGACAGUCGCACCACCAUCGGUGUCGAAUUCAGCACCCGGACUGUUCAGCUGGAUAACUUCUCCAUCAAAGCCCAAAUCUGGGACACAGCUGGGCUGGAGCGCUACAGGGCCAUCACCUCAGCGUAUUACAGGGGAGCAGUUGGAGCACUGUUGGUCUACGACAUUAGCAAGCACCUGACCUAUGAGAGCGCAGAGAGAUGGUUGAAGGAGCUGUAUGACCAUGCAGACCCUCACAUCGUGGUCAUGCUGGUGGGAAACAAGAGAGACCUGGAGACCCUCAGGACCGUGCCCACAGAGGAGGCCAAGGACUUUGCAGAGAAGAGAGGUCUUAUGUAUAUGGAGACAUCAGCGUUGGACUCCACCAAUGUAGAAGCUGCUUUCAAUGAAGUCCUCACAGCCAUCCAUAAGAAGGUGGCCAGCAGAGAGGUGACCCGUGGCUCCAUCAGCGCUGUGACUCUGUCCAGCCCCAUCGGACCCACCAGUGAGGCACAGGAGGGGGGCAGGACCUGCUGCAAGAGCUCCUAACAGACUGAUGCCCUGUAAAGAUCUGCUCUGUCAAUGCUGAACCAGCAUCACGCUUGGCUGUCAUUCAAGCUUAUGCAUGGCAUCAUUCACACCCAAUUUAAAGAGCGAGGUACUUGCUUGACACUCGAGGAGUCAAUGUACAAACCUCUUUAAAUGUAAAAGCUGUACAGUAUAAAUCUAAAAAAAAAAAAAACAGAUUAAGAGAUGCAAAUAUUGAGAAUAUCUAUUUUAUACCCUAUAUUUCUUGUGGUGGCUAAUGGGAGCUUUUAUACUACAGAUAGCUGUGCUUUUUUCCCCCUUGAUCAUGUUGUGUUGUGGAGUUUUACUUUUAUAAAGGAAUGCACUGGGAUUUAUUUGGAAUAAAUUAUUUAUGUUU